Messenger RNA from Grammomys surdaster, 3548 nucleotides. It is a transcript of the gene Arhgef1, whose product is annotated as Rho guanine nucleotide exchange factor 1. Gene Ontology annotation, biological process: G protein-coupled receptor signaling pathway. Bases 446 to 3208 code for a protein of 920 amino acids. The transcript has 29 exons. The record is from RefSeq and is a predicted model, not a curated record. NCBI's taxonomy places the organism in Eukaryota, Metazoa, Chordata, Mammalia, Rodentia, Muridae. Gene Ontology annotation, molecular function: guanyl-nucleotide exchange factor activity; GTPase activator activity; G protein-coupled receptor binding. Gene Ontology annotation, cellular component: cytoplasm.
GAGCCCAUGCGAGGUUCUGAUAGGUACUUAGGACCUGAGCGACUUGAAGUUUCUCCGAGAUUGAGCCUUAACCAGGCGCUGGAACCAGCCACCAGUCCUGCAAAGUGGGCGGGGUCCGGGAGAGUGACAGGGGCAGUCGAAAUACGGAAACGAGAGUCCUCCGAAGCAGACCAGAGCGGCCCUAUCGGGCCAGCGUGGCGCCGUGUAGUGAUAGACCAGCCGGCAGGAGGAGUGGAGUUGCCGAGGCCGGAGAGUGAUAGGAGGCGGGCUAGAGCGGCCGGAGGGAGGAGUGGAGCUGGACGCAAAGGCGGCCUCUGGCUCGGCUAGAGCGACUCUGCGGCGCGGGUGGGGGAACCCGGAGCUCGAGCGCGGAGGCUUCGGUUCCUGAGGCUGCAGUGGCUUGCUUGCUUCUCUUCCCAUCCGACAGCCCGGUGGAGUCCUGGAGAUGGGAGAAGUCCCCGGAGGGGCGGCCCCAGGGCCUCCGCGGUCUGGCCUGGUGUCCAUCAUCAUUGGGGCGGAGGACGAGGAUUUUGAGAAUGAGCUGGAGGCGAACUCAGAAGAUCAAAACAGCCAGUUCCAGAGCCUGGAGCAAGUGAAGCGACGCCCAGCCCACCUCAUGGCCCUCCUGCAGCACGUGGCCCUGCAGUUCGAGCCAGGACCACUGCUCUGCUGCCUGCAUGCAGACAUGCUAAGCUCACUGGGCCCCAAAGAAGCCAAGAAGGCCUUCCUCGACUUCUAUCACAGUUUCCUGGAGAAGACUGCGGUUCUUCGGGUGCCGGUCCCUCCCAAUGUGGCUUUUGAACUUGAUCGUACGCGGCCCGACCUCAUCUCUGAGGAUGUCCAGAGGCGGUUCAUACAAGAGGUGGUACAGAGCCAGCAGGCAGCCGUGAGCCGUCAGCUCGAGGACUUCCGCUCCAAGCGGCUCAUGGGCAUGACGCCCUGGGAGCAGGAGCUGAGUCUGCUAGAGCCCUGGAUUGGGAAAGACCGAAGCAACUAUGAGGCCCGGGAGCGGCAUGUUGCAGAGCGGCUGCUCUCCCACCUAGAGGAAAUCCAACAUACCAUCUCUACAGAUGAAGAGAAAAGUGCUGCUGUGGUCACCGCCAUCAGCCUGUAUAUGCGCCACCUUGGGGUCCGGACCAAGAGUGGGGACAAGAAGUCAGGGAGGAACUUCUUCCGGAAAAAGGUGAUGGGGAAUCGGCGGUCAGACGAGCCCCCCAAGACAAAGAAAGGGCUGAGCAGUAUCCUAGAUCCUGCCCGUUGGAACCGGGGAGAGCCAUCUGCUCCGGAUUGUCGACAUCUGAAGGUCGAGGCUGAUGCAGAGAAGCCAGGCCCUGCAGAUCGCAAGGGAGGCCUGGGUAUGUCUUCUCGGGACAGGACUGUUGGGACUCCCGGGCAGGACAACCCAGGAGUCUCCCUGCACCCUCUGUCUACAGACAGCCUUGACUCCCGGGAACCAGGUGUAGAUACCCCGCAGGAGCCAGGGGAUACACCCCAACAGGGCCCUACAAGCCUGGAGCCCCUGGUGCCUCCAGAGAGCACGGAGGACAGCGGCGAGACUGAGAGCCCCGAGCCCGGAGAUGAUGAGCCAGGACGAUCAGGCCUGGAACUGGAACCGGAAGAACCACCUGGGUGGAGGGAACUGGUGCCCCCAGACACCCUGCUCAGCCUGCCCAAGAGCCAGGUGAAGCGACAAGAGGUCAUCAGCGAGCUGCUGGUGACAGAGGCAGCGCAUGUGCGAAUGCUACGGGUACUCCAUGACCUCUUCUUCCAGCCCAUGGCGGAUGGUGGCUUCUUCCCUCUGGAGGAGCUGCAGAACAUCUUCCCCAGCCUGGAUGAGCUCAUUGAGGUCCACUCCCUGUUCCUCGAUUGCUUGAUGAAGAGGAGACAAGAGAGUGGCUACCUCAUUGAGGAGAUUGGCGAUGUGCUACUGGCCCGGUUCGAUGGUGCUGAGGGCUCAUGGUUCCAGAAGAUCUCCUCCCGCUUCUGCAGCCGCCAGUCAUUUGCUCUAGAGCAGCUCAAAGCCAAACAACGCAAGGAGCCUCGAUUCUGUGCCUUUGUGCAGGAAGCUGAGAGCCGCCCACGAUGCCGGCGUCUACAGUUAAAGGACAUGAUCCCCACUGAGAUGCAGCGACUGACCAAGUACCCACUGCUGCUGCAGAGCAUUGGACAGAACACAGAAGAGCCUGCAGAACGGGAGAAAGUGGAGCUUGCAGCCGAGUGCUGCCGUGAGAUUCUGCACCACGUCAAUCAAGCCGUCCGUGACAUGGAGGACCUGCUGCGGCUCAAGGAUUACCAGCGGCGGCUGGACCUGACUCACCUGCGGCAGAGCAGCGACCCCAUGCUGAGCGAGUUCAAGAACCUGGACAUCACUAAGAGGAAGUUGGUCCAUGAAGGCCCCCUCACGUGGCGAGUAACCAAAGACAAAGCUGUGGAGGUGCACGUGCUCCUGCUGGACGACCUGCUGCUGUUGCUCCAGCGCCAGGACGAGAGGCUGCUCCUCAAGUGCCACAGCCGGACGCUGACACCUACGCCUGACGGCAAGACCAUGCUGCGGCCCGUCCUCCGGCUCACCUCUGCCAUGACCCGAGAGGUGGCCACCGAUCACAAAGCUUUCUACGUCAUUUUUACCUGGGACCAGGAGGCCCAGAUAUAUGAGCUGGUGGCACAGACAUCGUCGGAACGCAAGAACUGGUGUGCCCUCAUCACUGAGACUGCCGGAUCCCUCAAGGUCCCUGCCCCUGCCUCCCGCCCCAAACCCCGGCCCAGCCCAAGCAGCACCCGAGAGCCCCUGCUCAGCAGCUCUGAGAACGGCACUGGAGGCACAGAGAUCGCCCCAGCUGAUGCCCGGACAGAGCGGAUCCUCAGCGACCUCCUGCCCUUCUGCAGACCAGGCCCAGAGGGCCAGCUUGCUGCCACAGCCCUUAAGAAAGUACUGUCCCUGAAACAGAUCCUGUUAAGCACUGAGGAAGAGAGUGGAGCGGGGGCUCCCCGAGAUGGGGAUGGGGUACCUGGUGGCGGUGGUGCCCCGGGCCGCGAGCACACCCGGGAGAUUGAGGAAAACCUGCUUAGCCUAGAAGCGGCCAUCAGACAGCUGGAGGAGUUAGAAGAGGAAUUUUGUCGCCUGAGACCCCUCCUGUCUCAGCUUGGGGGGACUCUGUCCCCCAACCUGGCUGUGCCUGAGCACUCUCCUCAGACAGGCCUUUCAUGAAGAGAAGAGAAGGGGAGAGGAUGCGAGGGGCCCCCACCCCCACAGCUGCCACAGCAUCUCAUACCCCAGAGGCCUUGAGCAGAGGGAGAUUGGCUGAACUUGAUAGUGGACCUGCUCCGGCUCCUGCCUCCCACCCUGGCCUCUGCCUUUCUCCCGCCUGCCUUCUGCUUGGGCGACUCAGGGAUUCACUCCCAGAGUACCCCCAUAAUCCCCACUUUUCAGGCCAUCUCAGUAUUGCCUAUGGGGGGGGUCACCCCUCCAUCCUCUACCCCAAGUGCCUUUGCUCUGUUUUUAUAUUCUGAAUUGGAGGUUUAUUUUUAAUAUAUAUUAUCUAAGGAGA